This is a messenger RNA of Gossypium arboreum, 2250 nucleotides long. Its product is annotated as E3 ubiquitin-protein ligase DA2L-like. Bases 749 to 2038 code for a protein of 429 amino acids. Gene Ontology annotation, cellular component: cytoplasm. The transcript has 9 exons. NCBI's taxonomy places the organism in Eukaryota, Viridiplantae, Streptophyta, Magnoliopsida, Malvales, Malvaceae. The record is from RefSeq and is a predicted model, not a curated record.
AACUAAUAUGAUGUGUCUGUCUAAAUCGAACCCACCAAUUCACGAUUCAACUUGUCUAUCUCAAACAUCUAUAGAUAAUAUAUGUAAUGAAAUAGAGGACCGGACCUCUCCCGCAAGAAAAGAAUACUUGGCGAAGUAUAAGGAUAUAUGAACAAGAUUGAUUCUUUUUCUUGUUUAUUACUCCGCCCCCUUUCCUCUUAAUCCCUUUCUUCCCAUACUACUCUUCUUCUCUGUUUCUUUUAAUUAAUUAUUUUUCAUCGUUUUGCAUUAUCUUCUAAAUUUAAUUUCACCUCUUUUAAACAAUUAAUUAAUAUUUUAAUUAUUUAUAAAUGUAGUUUAUUUAAAACAUUUUAUUGUUAAAAAGAAAUUAUUAUGAAAAAGACCACUAAGAAUAUAUAGAGAAAAAUUCCUGAUUUAAUUUUUCAUUAGCAUUGCAGAGUCUCUCGUUAUUCUCUCUUCCUUUCCUUUUUCUUAUUUUUAGUCUCUAAUUUCUAUUCAUGGACUCCAUUUUCAGGAUUUGAAGGAUCCUUUGUGGCAUAAUAUUAAGCAGUGAACUAUUAUCAAUUUUGAUUAUUUGUUCAUAAAGUGUUUGAUAUUUUGAGCGUACCAAAUAAUCAAAACAAAAAUGUGCUGUUAUUUGGUUGGCUUUGAUUCAGGAGAACUUUAAGAGUAAAUCUAAUAAUAAUAAGUAAAAGGAGAACAAGGGAAGAGAACAAUUUUUGGAACACGAGUUAUAUAUAUAUUAUUGAUGGGCAAUAAAUUGGGAAGGAAGAGGCAAGUGGUGGACGAGAGGUAUACACGGCCGCAAGGGUUGGAUAUCGAUAUAGAUGUAGAUAUUAAGAAGCUGAGAAAGCUGAUUCUUGAUUCAAAGCUCGCUCCGUGUUAUCCCGGGGAUGAAGAGUGUUGUUCUGAUCUUGAAGAAUGCCCAAUUUGCUUUUUGUAUUAUCCGAGUCUCAACAGAUCAAGAUGUUGCAGGAAAAGUAUUUGUACAGAAUGUUUUCUGCAGAUGAAGAAUCCUAAUUCAGCUCGUCCUACACAGUGUCCAUUCUGCAAAACCCCAAACUAUGCUGUGGAGUAUAGAGGUGUGAAAACAAAAGAAGAAAAAGGCAUGGAGCAAAUUGAAGAACAACGUGUAUUAGAAGCACAACUUAGAAUGAGGCAGCAGGAACUUCAGGAUGAAGAAGAAAGAAUGCAGAAAAGACGAGAAUCGAGUACUUCAACUGGUGUUGCACCAGGAGAAGUUCAAAACAGUUCGGUUGCAGCUCGUUCAUCUGGUGCGGAGGAAGUAGUUUCUUUUCAAGAUUCACAACCUGCCUUGAUGAUUAAACAACCUUCAAAUCCUAGGUCAAACAGGGAUGAGUUUGACAUAGAUCUUGAGGACAUAAUGGUCACGGAAGCAAUUUGGCAGUCAAUUCAGGAGAACUGUGGACACAGAAAUUCUAGCUGCAGAGAUGCUGCUUCUUUAGUCCAACAUGUUUCAGGAUAUCGUUAUAUCUCUCCUGCUAUGACAACAGUGGCUGGUUCAUCAUCAUCUGCUUCUGCUGGUCAUGUUUGUGCGGUAGCUGGCCUAACUGAGUGGCAGCAGAUGACUGGAGAAUCUUCUCCCAAUUAUAAUGUAAAUUUGCCAGCAUUCCAUAUGCUUCCCAGCAGCAGCAGGUUUUGUUGUAAUAGGUUGGACCAAGUUGCUGAGAACUAUCCUUCUGCACAAAGUCCGGUUGACAUGUCAGCCGAUGGUGGGAUGACACCAGCAAGAGAUGAAGGGGAAUGGGGCGUAGAUCUUGGACCAGAAGUAGCCAAAGCAGGGACUAGCUAUGCAAGCUCUGAUGUUCCGGCAGAUGCUUCUGGGAUCUCUAUGAUACCACCACAAGAAGAUGAAAUAAGGGACGGUUUUUAUAAUGUCUCUGAAUCCAUUGUUCCCGAAAGUUAUGAGGAGCAGAUGAUGCUGGCUAUGGCUCUAUCUCUGGCUGAAGGCAGAACUAUGAGAAGCAGCGCUGGACCACGGUCAAGCUAUGAGCGAUCAUCUUUCUCAAACAGAUGAUGCUGGCCAUGGUGCUACCCAAGUCUCGAACUGGGACAAAUUGUACUUUUAGCUCCUCAACAACCCAGUUUAAAGGCCAAUGUAUCGAUGAUCCUUUCUUGUCUUCACACAAUUCACUCCAUACAUAUAGAUGUCAGGAAAAAGUAAACAGAUCAUUGUAGCAAAUGAAUGAUUGUUUGUUUAUCCAAUUCAUAAUGUUUUGGAUUUCUUUU